UGAGCGAACCUUUAGAACUCUGAGACAGACAAUAUUCUGUUACAUUGUAGCAAAAUGGCGACUGUCAUUCACAACCCCCUGAAAGCGCUCGGGGACCAAUUCUACAAGGAAGCCAUUGAGCACUGCCGGAGUUAUAACUCGCGGCUGUGCGCGGAGCGCAGUGUGCGGCUCCCCUUCUUGGAUUCGCAAACUGGGGUGGCCCAGAACAACUGCUACAUAUGGAUGGAGAAGAGGCAUCGAGGCCCAGGCCUUGCUCCAGGCCAGCUGUACACAUACCCUGCCCGCUGCUGGCGUAAGAAGAGACGAUUGCACCCGCCUGAGGAUCCAAAGAUGCGGCUGCUGGAAAUAAAGCCUGAAGUGGAGCUGCCCCUGAAGAAGGAUGCGUUCACCUCAGAGAGCACCACGCUGGAAGCCUUGCUCCGAGGUGAAGGGGUUGAGAAGAAGGUGGACGCCAGAGAGGAGGAGAGCAUCCAGGAAAUACAGAGAGUUUUGGAAAAUGAUGAAAAUGUAGAAGAAGGAAAUGAAGAAGAGGAUUUAGAAGAGGAUAUUCCUAAGCGAAAGAACAGGACCAGAGGACGGGCCCGUGGCUCUGCAGGUGGCAGGAGGAGGCAUGACCCCGCCUCUCAGGAAGACCACGACAAACCCUAUGUCUGUGACAUCUGUGGCAAGCGCUACAAGAACCGGCCAGGACUCAGCUACCACUACGCUCACACUCACCUGGCCAGUGAGGAGGGGGAUGAAGCCCAAGACCAGGAGACCCGGUCCCCACCCAACCACAGAAAUGAGAACCACAGACCCCAGAAAGGACCGGAUGGGACAGUCAUUCCUAACAACUACUGUGACUUCUGCUUGGGGGGCUCUAACAUGAACAAGAAGAGUGGGCGGCCCGAGGAGCUGGUGUCCUGUGCAGACUGUGGACGCUCUGCUCAUUUGGGAGGAGAAGGCAGUAAGGAGAAGGAGGCAGCGGCCGCAGCACGCACCACGGAGGACUUAUUCGGUUCCACGUCAGAAAGUGACACCUCAACUUUCCACGGCUUUGAUGAGGACGAUUUGGAAGAGCCUCACUCCUGCCAAGGACGCCGCAGUGGCCGGGGUUCGCCCACAGCAGAUAAAAAGGGCAGUUGCUAAACCCACGAAUAGACUCGCUGGGCAAUUAGCCAUCACCCUCUGACUUUGGUCAUUGUUCUGGUUCUGAUAUAUUUUUUUAAAAUGAAAGACAACUUUAGGUUUUCUCUUCAUCCUUGCUUUUUCCUCUUACCUUCCACGCACCCCUUACCCCUUUCCCUUUGUUUUGAGUAUGUACAGCAGAAGCACAAACUACUGAAACACAACAGGACAGAAGAGCCCAGUAGUCCCUCAGAAAGAUGCAUUGUGAUGUGCUAUUUAUUUUCCAGAGAAGUGGGAGGUUAGGCGAAAUAUCUCUUUUGGGGGUGGGGGGAGGGGAUCUUUUUGACAGGAACAGAAUUGAUUUCCUCAGUUUUCAUAUUUAUUGGCAAAAUGAAGAGAGGAGGAACAUUGGGGUUUGGAAACAAAGAACCAAUUACAUUAAAUAAAUUAUUAUUUAUAUAUUCUAACUACUAGAAACUGACUUUUUUUUUGAGAGAGGGAAUGAAGGGAAAUCAAAGAACCUGAAGUAAUAUCUGUUUAGAAGAAAGCCACCAGGGGGAGGAUUGGUUCAGGGAGACCCUGUCGGGGGGGUUUCCCCGACGGGAGGUGAUCGCACUUUUGGCACCCCACGGCGUUUGUGGCUCCCCACGGCAGACCCCUCCCCGUGUCUCCUCCCUGGCCUUUCCAUCCUCCUCCCUGCUUGCGAGGAGACGGCAGCAGUUUCCGAGAAGUCCCAGCUGCCGUGCGCGGCCUCCCUCCAGCGCCGGGGGCCCCGUGAGGUGCCUCCUGGGCUCCUUUUCCUCAGCGUAGCCACUGUCCGGUGGGUGCUGGUUUUCCUCACUUUCCUCCUGGUGAAGAGCAACUUCCAGAGGCAGGAGUGGAACGUAAGCAGAAAGUCAUGGACUCAGCAGUGAGAAAACCACCUGAGGCUGCACUUGUGGAAGAAAGAAUGAUGCUUGAAGUGUGUUUCCCUCCCCCCCUUGCCCCUGUUUACAAACAUAUAAAUUCCCGCUGGAUGAUGGAGCCUCCCGUAUUUCUUCUAUUUUUUAUAGUGCCCUCCAGGCACUUUGUUUUAUGUUUCCAGUAGCAUCUCCUGAAAUAAACCAAAGCCACACUUGAUCAAGGCCCCUGGGGCAAUGGAGAAGACCGUCCACCUUGUUGGCAGACCCAGGAAUGAACCUCUCUGCAGUCCUGGUCAAAAGUCAACUCCCUGACCCGGGGACUCCGCAUCCUUCAAUCAAGCCAUUUCCGAAGAAGGCGAAAAGAAGGCACGAUGAUUUGCACCUCCUCCUCCUCCUCUUCUUCUUCCUCUUUCCUUGCCCAGCCCCCUCCUGCACCUGUUUCAGCCAACAGAGGAGCUUGGAUUGUGGGAAAGCCUCCUCAGCACAGCUCAGCUCAGCUCAGGAAAGUCGGGAAUGGCCUAAGUUUGUGCAACAUGAAGAUCUUUUUUCCUUUUUAAAAUUCUCCGUUACAUUUUCUUUAAAUGUCUGUGAGGAAGUGCCAGCUCAGAAUGGAAUUGCUCUACAACAGAAGUAACCGAAAACGAUCUGAUGGGGAAAAAAAGAGUUAACUAUUUUAUUUAUUUCACUGUUUAAGAGAAAAAUGCGCUGAUGUGGCACAGUAUUUUUAUUUAAAGUAACUUCUUCUUGAAAAAUGAAAAGAAACUUUGUGAAGACAUGAAGUCAAAAGAGUACUUAAUGUAAAAUAAAUCCGCAUAUUAACUCUAAGGAAAAAUACCCCGCAUUCAUAUUAAGAAAAUAAAGCUCAACUCUGCUUUCUCAGGCUCUGUGAAAAGCCAUUCAUAUAUGUGCUUUAGGUAUUUUUGUUUCUGCAAGUUGGAUGUGGUAAGUGAGGAGUGGUCAGUUUUCUUUUUUCCUUCUUCAAAAGUCUAUGGAAAGUGUUGGUGAUGUUCAAUGAUUGUGUUAAGCCUUGACUGAAAUAAAUUAGCCACCAAGGC
Messenger RNA from Phyllostomus discolor (pale spear-nosed bat), 3064 nucleotides. RefSeq names its product double PHD fingers 3 (gene DPF3). Gene Ontology annotation, cellular component: nucleus. The coding region runs from base 55 to 1128 and encodes 357 amino acids. Lineage: Eukaryota; Metazoa; Chordata; Mammalia; Chiroptera; Phyllostomidae. The transcript is spliced from 10 exons. The record is from RefSeq and is a predicted model, not a curated record.